Molecule: messenger RNA, 579 nt
Organism: Xyrichtys novacula (pearly razorfish)
Lineage: Eukaryota; Metazoa; Chordata; Actinopteri; Labriformes; Labridae
Source: the annotation of a GenBank genome assembly
AUGAUCCUUCUCCUCUGUCUAACCCUUUAUGUUCAAACUGUUUCAGGUAAUGUAAAAGAUCAUUUUUUGGUUUGUAUUGCACACCUAAAUUUAGACUCCUUUUUUCAUAUAUUUUUGCACAAAUGGUAACUGUGUGUUAUUCCUGUUUUCACAGGUUCUUCUUACAGUGAUAAUAUAACCCAGACUCGGGGGGACAUCUUCACAAAAACAGGAAACCCAGCCAUAAUGACCUGCAGACACACUGUUAGUAGCUUUAACAGGAUCCUCUGGUACAAACAGUUAAAGAGCAAAGAGAUUCAGUUCCUUGGGAACAUGUUUGGAGGUAGUGAUUUUCCUGAAGAUAAGACUGAAGUGAAGAUCGAGGGGAACGCAAAUGCAAAUAAAAACUGCACAUUGACAAUUUUAGCGGUGGACCUGAACAGCAGUGCAGUGUAUUUCUGUGCUGCUAGUAUACACAAUGCUUCAUAUCUUUGCUUCUCAAUACAAAAACCCUCUGAUGUUGUGUUUAGUUCAUCUCUGUGUCACAGUUCACCACACCUGUAUCAAAGCGCUGUAACCGUUUUCUUUUCCUCUCCCUGA